Molecule: messenger RNA, 1060 nt
Organism: Passer domesticus (house sparrow)
Lineage: Eukaryota; Metazoa; Chordata; Aves; Passeriformes; Passeridae
Product: diacylglycerol O-acyltransferase 2-like
Exons: 5
Coding region: 187-705 (172 amino acids)
Biological process (GO): triglyceride biosynthetic process
Cellular component (GO): endoplasmic reticulum membrane
Molecular function (GO): diacylglycerol O-acyltransferase activity
Source: RefSeq, a predicted model, not a curated record
CCCCGGGCAGAGUCCGCGCUCGCUCGGACGCGGCGCCCUCGCUCUCCCGCCGGGAUUUGGGGCCGCUUUUUGGGGUCUCCCCCCGAUUUUUUGGGGUCCCCCCAAAUUUUUGGGGGAUCCCCCCGAGGCUCCGGGACCCCCCCCCGGCGGUGUCACCCCAAAUUGUGCCCCCCCGGCCCCGCGGGGAUGGCCGCGACUUUUGGUUCCGCGCUGCAGGCGCUGUGCGUGCUGCAGUGGAUGCUGACCUUCCUCUUCCUCGGGCCGGGCUCGGUGCUGGCGCUGCUGCUGCUGCUGCGGACGCGGCUCUGGAUCGUCCCCGUCACCUACGCGGGGUGGUGGCUCUGGGACUGGCACGGGCCCCAGAGAGGCCCCCGGCACUGGGACUGGCUGCGGAACUGGCGCGUCUGGGACCAUUUCUGUGACUACUUCCCCAUCACGGUUGUGCGGGAGUGCCCCCUGCCCCCCGGGCGCAGUUACGUGCUCCCCGCCCACCCCCACGGCAUCUCCUGCAUCGGCGUCUUCGGGGCCUUCGUCACCGGCGGGCGCGGGGCCGCGGGGAGCAAAUCCGGGGGGGGUCCCUGCCCGGGGCUGCGCCCCAACCUGGCCAUGCUGGAGGGGCUGUUCCGGCUGCCGAUCUACCGCGAGUACGCCAUGGCCGCCGGUCAGUUUGUGGGGUUUUUAUGGGGUUUUUGUAGGGCUUUAUAGGGUUUUAUGGGAUUUUAUGGGAUUUUGGGGUUUUUUGGGGUUUUUUGGGGUUUUUUUGGGAGGAUUUUUGGGGUUUUGGGUGGGGCCGUUCCGGCUGCCGAUCUACCGCGAGUACGCCAUGGCCGCCGGUCAGUCUGUGGGGUUUUAUGGGGUUUUUGUAGGGUUUUUAUAGGGUUUUAUGGGAUUUUAUGGGAUUUUGGGGUUUUUUAGGGGUUUUUUUGGGAGGAUUUUUGGGGUUUUGGGUGGGGCUGUUCCGGCUGCCGAUCUACCGGGAGUACGCCAUGGCCGCCGGUCAGUCUGUGGGGUUUUAUGGGGUUUUUGUAGGGCUUUAUAGGGUUUUAUGGGAUUUUAUGGG